This is a messenger RNA of Arachis ipaensis, 1724 nucleotides long. NCBI's taxonomy places the organism in Eukaryota, Viridiplantae, Streptophyta, Magnoliopsida, Fabales, Fabaceae. The record is from RefSeq and is a predicted model, not a curated record.
AUCUUCUUUUCCUUUUACUGAAAGAAAGUCUGAGACAAAACCCCAACCCUAACAAGCACAAAAUCAUCUUCAUCUUCCUCUCUUCGAUGAUGGCAAUAGAGGAGACAUUGACGUGUGCUCUUCUUUGCUAAUUCAUCCUCAUCUUCAUCUUCCUCAGACAUUGACGUGCUACUAAAUCAUCUUCUUCUUCGUCUUCUUCUCUUCGAGGAUGGCAAUGGAGGUCUUGACACGCGUUUGAGCUUUGAUUCUCUCUGCUUGUAGUUCGAGAUUCAAUCUUCUCUGCUCGCAAUCGAGAUUCAAUCCACUUUGUUCGCGUUUGACCUUCGAUCGUCUCCGCUAGCAGUUCGAGCUUCCAUCAUUUCUGCUCACUUGUUCAUCACCGGAUCUAUAAAGUCUUUAGGUUUUGCUUGCCGUUCAUCUAUGAUCUCUUCCAAUUUGCCAGCGUUCUUCUGUUAGGGUUCAUCACCGCUGAUCAUUGUUUUACAGCUGUUUGAUUUUGCUGACAAGUAUAGAGGAUCGUACUCGCUUUCUUGCCCAUUCUACUGCUCCUACUCAGGUUACCAGGUUCUUUUGUCAAUUUGCUCAUUGUUGACGGAUCCCAACCCUGCUAAGUAUGAAGCUACUGCACGCAGCUGAACACUAAGUGCAAAUUAUUGCGGCAUGACCUCGUUUUCCCAGGACUCAUCCAAGAACUGGAUGAGUUUACCAAGACAUAGCCAAGAGUUUAGAGACGGCAUCAAUAGAUUCUUGGACUAUGCUUACUCCGUUGAAAAUCCUCAAGGAGAGGAAAUUCUAUGUCCUUGUGCAAAAUGUUGCAACUUCCUUUGGGGUCAAAGAGAGUCUAUUUAUAGCCAUUUAAUAUGCUUUGGAUUUGUCAAGGGCUAUACACGAUGGGUUAAUCAUGGGGAAAGUGUAAUUGGUAUGGAUGUCGAUACUGGUGAUACCGGUGAGAUUUAUUCAUGCGAUGACAUUGAAGGCUUGCUAGACGAAAGGUUUAGGAAUGUGGCAGAUGUUGAGGGAGAAAAAGAAGGUAUGAACGAAGAUGCAAAGAAGUUCUAUAAUUUGGUUGACGAGGCUAGCAAAGAACUAUAUCCUGGUUGCAAGGGAUUUUCUACGUUAUCUUUCACCAUCCGACUAUACUUGUUGAAGUGUUUACAUGGAUGGAGCAAUGCCUCAUUCACUUCCCUCCUGGAGUUGUUGAAAGAGGCUAUUCCUAACUUGAAUCUCCCUUCUUCUUUCAACAAAGCCAAGGCUAUGGUGAGAGAUUUAGGUCUUGAUUAUAAAAAGAUUGAUGCAUGCCCAAAUGAUUGCAUGCUAUAUUGGAAAGAGCACGAGAAUGAAACAUGUUGCCAUGAAUGUGGAACUUCUCGUUGGAAUGAGCCUGUGGUAGUUGAAGGUGACAUAUCUUCAAAGAAAGCUCACAACAUUCCUGCAAAGACAUUACGGCACUUUCCCCUAAUUCCCAGGCUUCAAAGGCUAUUCAUGUGCUCAAAGACCGCUAAGAAUAUGAGUUGGCAUCAGGAAUAGCGUAUAUUUUGAAUAUUAGACAACACUUGUAUGGUUGCAUAUCCAAAAGAAAAAGCAACACUUGUAUAGGUUGCAUAUCCAAAAGAAAAGGCAAUAUUUUAAAGGGUUGCAUAUUCAAAACUAAUAGGCAACACUUCAAAGGAUUGCAAAUUCCAACUUAUAAGCAACACGUAAAAGAGUUGUAUUUUAUUUUAAAU